AUGUCGAACAAUUUUGACGCUCCUUUGUCGACACAGUCUGACUGGCAGGGACAGCAGUACUCGUAUCUUCCCCCUGGGGAGAGCUCCAUCUAUGCACAGUCUUAUGGUCAUGGAACAGCUUCUGGCGGCAACUCCGAGUCCCAGGCGCAGCCGCGCAGUGCCGCCGAGGCUAGCAGCUCCAUGGACGUAGAGCCCAAGACAGAGCCGAACACACUGAGUCCGCCUCUGAGCCUACGGCGCGGCGCAGAUCCUCUGGGUCUGCGUCAACAAAGACAGCCAUCGCCCAUCGCGGAGCAGUCAGAAACACAGGGCGAUGUAUACGCGCAGAAGGCGGCAGAGUCCUUGAAAGAGGAUUCAGUCGCCUCGGCGGACACUCCCGGGAUGUCGCUAGGCUCGAACCCAGUGAGCUCAGUCUCCUCCGCGGGACAGGGCGCGGAACUGCCUGCCAGCCAGUCGGGUCAGGAGGACCAGGUGCCUAAGCAGGAGGACGACGACGAGGUGAUAGAUGAGGAUGACAUGGUCGACGGUGACACCGAAGCAGCCCUGCAACAGAUGACGCCUGCUGAAAGAACCGCAGCGCGGAGGAAGAUGAAGAGGUUCAGGCUCACCCAUCAGCAAACGCGAUUCCUUAUGAGCGAGUUUGCGAAGCAGCCACACCCUGAUGCUGCGCACAGGGAACGACUCUCGAGGGAAAUUCCAGGAUUGAGCCCCCGCCAGGUGCAAGUCUGGUUCCAAAACAGGCGGGCAAAAAUCAAGCGCCUCACAGCCGAUGACAGGGAGCGCAUGAUCAAGAUGAGGGCUGUACCAGACGACUUUGACAAUGUCCAGGCCCUGCAUUCACCAUACGGCGCCGUCCACGGGCUGGGUACCCCAAUGGCGUCUCCUGUUGGCUUCGGCCCAGGCCCAUAUCCGGAUCACCUUAUGAGGGGACCACUGGUGGUGGAUGUUAGACGAGCCGAGGGCGGUGAGCACAUGUCAUCCAGCGGGCUGAGUCCAGCUUUUGGCAACAUUGGGUUCAACACAUCAGCGUCCAUGAGUAACCCAGACCUGUUGACUCCCAUGUCUCAAGAGUCCAGCGAUCGGUACGACUACUCGAACCACUUGACGCCCCUGAGCGCCGGGCCUAGGACCUCCAACCCUUUUGCGAGACAGGGCAGCAUGGAGACGGGCAUGGCGGUUCAGAACCACCACUCGAGGCAGCAAAUGAGACCUCUUCAACCACUCCAGCUCCGGGAGACGCUCACCCGGUCCAGGUCCGAUAACCUUCAGUCACCACUCCGAUCGAGCAUGUCCUGGAAAGGCGACUCGAUCGACUACUCUUCUUACCAUCCUGCAGCCGGCAGCCCAACACCUCUGAGUGGGCGACAGCAGUCCGUCUAUCAGCCUUCAGAGGGGCUCAGUGGUUCUCCCUCAACCACGCUGGGUGGCUACGAAUCGAGCACCUAUGCUGUCACUUCCGCGCCAUAUUCCACCGGCUUCCCCACCGCGCCGCUGACCGCUCCGAGCGACUUCUCUCUGCCAAGGACGCCAGGGUUCCCGACAAGAAUACACGACUAUUCGAUACCACAGAUGAGCGCGCCGAUUGCGCCGCCCAACGACUUCUCGCAGGCCUUCCACGCCAGCAUGGGCUCCGGACACAGCUCGAGGACACCGAUGCGAGAUCAAUUUGGAGGCGGAGGCCCCCUGGGUGACAGGAGUGGCGAUGACUACGGAGGACCUGGUGGCGAGCUGAAGAGGAAGAGGAGCUUCACGAUCCCACAAGGCAGCUCAGCACACUGA
Molecule: messenger RNA, 1779 nt
Organism: Diaporthe citri
Lineage: Eukaryota; Fungi; Ascomycota; Sordariomycetes; Diaporthales; Diaporthaceae
Exons: 4
Coding region: 1-1779 (592 amino acids)
Biological process (GO): regulation of transcription by RNA polymerase II
Molecular function (GO): RNA polymerase II transcription regulatory region sequence-specific DNA binding; DNA-binding transcription factor activity, RNA polymerase II-specific
Source: RefSeq, a predicted model, not a curated record